CGCUGCAGGCUAAAUUCUGUUCCAGGCGCUGGUUUGGGACCAGCGUCUACACGUCUAUAUUGAGCUGAGUGGAUUUCGGCGGUUUAUUAUUUAUUCGUGUUUUAGCGGUUUCCACACCGGUUGUGGGGACGCAGCAGGAGCAGAGGAUUAACGUUAUCAGAAAUUAGGGAGCCUGGUAGCUGGCUAACUAGGAUUUUGGCUGCAGAGAAUGGCCAUGGCAGACGGUUUUAAAGAAAAAGCGACAAAAGAGCAGAAAUACGACCGACAACUCAGACUGUGGGGUGAUCACGGACAGGAAACACUGGAAAAUGCUCAUGUUUGUUUGAUCAAUGCCACAGCAUCAGGAACAGAAAUACUCAAGAACCUGGUGCUUCCAGGCAUUGGAGCAUUCACCAUCGUAGAUGGACAUAAAGUGUCUGGAGAAGAUGCUGGCAACAACUUCUUUCUAAGCAGCAGCAGCAUUGGGAAGAAUCGGGCUCAAGCUACCACAGAGCUACUACAGGAGCUGAACAGUGAUGUGUCAGGGAAUUUUGUUGAGGAGACUCCAGACAAACUCCUGGACAAUGACCCUGAGUUCUUCCAUAGGUUUAGCUUGGUGAUUGGCGUUCAGCUGCCAGAGAGCACGUGUCUCAGACUCGGGGCAGUCUUGUGGAGUGCAGAUGUGCCCUUUCUGGUGUGUAGGACAUACGGUCUUGUAGGAUACAUGAGGCUGGUGGUGAAAGAACACACGGUUAUUGAAUCUCAUCCAGACAAUGCUCUGGAAGACCUAAGGCUGGACCACCCAUUUGCAGAACUGAAGCAUCAUAUUCAGUCUUAUGACCUGGAUAAUAUGGAGAAAAAGGAUCAUUGCCAUACACCAUGGAUCAUCAUCAUUGCAAAAUUCCUUGAAAAGUGGUACAGUGAGAACAAUUUUCAGUUACCAAAGAACUACAAGGAGAAGGAAGCAUUCAGACAGCUUAUUCGGCAAGGAAUCCUCAGGAAUGAGAAUGGAGUUCCGGAAGAUGAAGAAAACUUUGAUGAGGCGAUCAAGAAUGUCAACACUGCCCUGAAUCCAACCAAGAUUUCCAGUGCAGUGGAAGACAUCCUUAAUGCAGAGCGCUGCAAGAAUAUUACAUCUCAGACCCCGGUUUUCUGGGUCAUGGCACGAGGGCUGAAGGAGUUUGUGGAGAAUGAGGGUGGGGGAAAACUGCCUCUUAGGGGCACCAUCCCAGACAUGUUCGCUGACUCUGAGAAAUUCAUCAAACUCCAGAAUGUUUACAGAGAGAAGGCAAUGCAAGAUGCCUUGAUUGUGUCCAAGCAUGUAGAAUCUCUUUUACAGUCAGUUGGAAAAGCCCCAGAAGGAAUUUCAGAACACGACAUUAAGCUCUUCUGUAAGAGUGCAGCUUUUCUGAGAGUGGUGUGCUGCAGAUCCCUUGCUGAGGAGUACAGCGUGGACUCCUUCAAUAAGGAUGAGAUCACCUCCUGCAUGGACAACCCUGACAGCGAGAUGGUACUGUACCUCAUGCUGCGGUCUGUGGAUCGCUUCUACCAACAGCACUCGCGCUAUCCAGGUGUCUACAAUUAUCAGGUUGAAGAAGACAUUGCUCAACUGAAGAUGUGUGUCAAUAGCCUGCUGCAGGAAUAUGGCCUGAAUGUCAAUGUGAAAGAUGACUACAUCCAUGAAUUCUGUCGCUAUGGUGCUGCUGAACCCCACACAGUCGCAUCCUUUUUGGGGGGAUGUGCUGCCCAAGAGGCUAUCAAAAUAAUCACACAUCAGUUUGUACCUUUCAACAACACUUUCAUUUACAAUGCCAUGGCUCAGACAUCUGCCACUUUCCAGCUGUGAAAUAAACUGUGUAGCAGGAAAACAUUUUACUUACCAUGUUGUGAAAUAUUUCUCCUCAUAUAACAUUGGGAGGCAGAGAAACAUCAGUUUGCUUGCGCUAUUUUCACUUAUGAAGUGGACAGCUGUUUUUUGAUAUGUAGUUUCAAACAAUGUUUCAAUAAAAGCAGAUGAGGUUGGUUUUGUAAAUGUACUGGAAAUGGGUCCAUUGAAAGAAUCUUCUCCAGUUAAGAUAUUUUCACAUGGAUGUUGUUUUCAAUAUGCAAAACGGCUGCACGUGGGUCCUUGAACAUUGAUAGAAGGUUAAUCCGCAAUGGAUAUUUUUUUCCUUAAAACUGUCAUUUCAAAGCCAGGCAUUUAGUUGACUUUCUGUGUACUAAAAUUAUGUGCAAAUAUAUGUAAAGCUUCAUUGCAUUGUGCCAAGGAAGAUACAUUGUUCUUAGUAGUUCUUAACAGCUAGUUAGCAUCUGAUUGUAAUGUUG
Megalops cyprinoides (Indo-Pacific tarpon) is the source of this 2304-nucleotide messenger RNA. It is a transcript of the gene nae1, whose product is annotated as nedd8 activating enzyme E1 subunit 1. The record is from RefSeq and is a predicted model, not a curated record. NCBI's taxonomy places the organism in Eukaryota, Metazoa, Chordata, Actinopteri, Elopiformes, Megalopidae. The transcript is spliced from 20 exons. The coding region runs from base 209 to 1825 and encodes 538 amino acids. Gene Ontology annotation, cellular component: cytoplasm; nucleus. Gene Ontology annotation, biological process: DNA damage response; protein ubiquitination; ubiquitin-dependent protein catabolic process. Gene Ontology annotation, molecular function: ubiquitin activating enzyme activity; NEDD8 activating enzyme activity.